CGACGCCGUUUGGCUCUGUGCCCAAUCAUCGUCGCUACUGCAGCAGCUCAUCUUCUGUCAGAGGCAGAGCUCGCUGCGAAUCGGCAUAAAACAACUCCAUGAUUUAUUUUAAUCCUUUCAAAAGCCAACUGUUUCUUCGUCUCCUUCGAAAGCCAACUUGUGAUUUGUUUAUUUUAAUCCUUUAUUUCAGCCUAGCUAAUAGUUAUAGAAGUGAGUAACUGACACCCAUUGGUGGUUGGUCUAUUAGUUUAUGCUUCGCAUUUGCAAUGCUCAGCCUAUAAAUACGCCUGCUCCGUGAUCUGCUUCUUCUUCAUUCAGAUCAGAUAUAUAUAUAUAUCUUGUUAGCUUCUAAUCGAGAUCGAGUAGUUCAGCUGAUUAUUCACCGGCAAGAACAAGCUGAUCGACGAGUGCAAUCAUUUGAUGAAGAGGUUUGCAGUGCAGGAGAGCGAGAUGGCGCGCGUGCUGAUGCUCAUGUCACACUCGCACGGCCAGGACCAGUCGCUGCCGCUGCCGGUGAUCGCCGCCGGGCGCGGCGACGGGGCGGCGCCGGAGCGGGUGUUCGUGUGCAAGACGUGCAACCGCGUGUUCCCGUCGUUCCAGGCGCUGGGCGGCCACCGCGCCAGCCACAAGAAGCCGCGGCUGGACGGGGACGGCGACCCCGCGCUCGCCAAGCCCAAGCUGCACGGCUGCUCCAUCUGCGGCCUCGAGUUCGCCAUCGGCCAGGCCCUCGGCGGCCACAUGAGGCGCCACCGCGCCAUGACGGGCGGCAUGCCCAUGCCACCGCCGGCGACGACGAGGAUCGUCGUCGACAAGAAGCCGGACGGCGACGUCGUCGGCAUCAUCCACCACGACCACGGCCACGGCGGCGUCAAGCCCGGCGGGCUGUGGCUCGACCUCAACCACCCGCCCUGCGACGACGACGGCUGCGACGCCGAGGUGGAGUGCGGCCACAUUAAUGCCGCCGCCGCCGCCGGUGGGAUCACGUUCCAUCAGUUCCUCGACACUGGCACCAUGGCCGUCGACUGCCUUGGCUACUAGAUACCACCAAGCUCCAUGAUUCUUCUCCCUGCCACGUACUACUGGUGCACCGGCCGGCCUCCGUUUUUUUUCUCUGGAAUCUUCUUCUCCAUUUGCUUCUGCGUGGAGGGGAGAAAUCCACAUUUUGUAGCAAUAGUAGAAUGAAGGUGCCUAAUGCAUCAUGAUUCAUGAAUGCAUGGAUGAUGAUGUGCAUGAAGGUUUUGGGGUGUCUUUGAGCUGCUUGGUGGAUAAUUUGGAGGGCUAAUUUGCCACCAAAGCUAGCUGAUUUACCAUGGGUUUCAUGUUAUUAUAGAUAAAAACCCUUUGGUCAAAUGGCUUUGAUCGAUAUAAUUAUUUAAUCUGAGUAAGAUAUAUUUAGAGAGCUUGUGGCUUUCUUCAGUU
Messenger RNA from Sorghum bicolor (sorghum), 1419 nucleotides. Its product is annotated as zinc finger protein ZAT7. Lineage: Eukaryota; Viridiplantae; Streptophyta; Magnoliopsida; Poales; Poaceae. The record is from RefSeq and is a predicted model, not a curated record. The coding region runs from base 421 to 1038 and encodes 205 amino acids. The transcript has a single exon.